AUGUCGUUUCUCCGACUUGGUCGAAAUGGCACACUCGUCGAGAGGAAGGCCGCCGUACUUCGACAUAAUACGACGGGCGCCGUACGACCCUCGCCACGACAGUUUGCAACCAAAGCAUCGCCGAUGGCUUCCCACGAGCCUUUCGAAGAGGAGACUCUACCAGGCUACGAAGCCGAAGAAUUCUAUCCUGUGCACAUCGGUGAGAAGCUCAACGCACGUUAUGAGGUAUUGGGCAAGCUAGGCUACGGUGCCAGUGCUACUGCUUGGUUAUGUCGAGACCUGAAGGCAAAAGAACGUGUGGCUAUCAAAAUUUACGACAAGAUGUCAAGCCAACAUGCCAAUCGGGAACAGGAGGCGUACGAUCUUCUUACGAAAGUCACAAGGGAUGGACCACUCCACCACCAUGUUCGACAGCUCCUGGACUCAUUCAGAGUCACCCGUUCUGAUGCAGCAGACCCGCACCUUUGUCUAGUCCAUCAACCGCUUCACACUUCGCUCUAUUCCUUCCAACGAUUUGGCGGUGUCGCCAGACCACUCCCGGAAUCUCUUGCCAAGUCCAUCAUUCGGUAUAUACUCGAGGCGCUUGACUUCCUGCAUACUGACGCCGGGAUAACGCAUUGCGAUAUCAAGCUUUCCAACCUCAUGCUUCAGAUCGAAGAUAUGAGCGUCCUCGACGACUUCGAACGAGCUGAACAGGAAGCACCGUGCGCUCGAAAAGUCGUGGGUGAUACGAGGACUAUCUACGCUACCCGCCGGUUCCAAAACGCCAAAGGUCAUGCGUAUGGUCCGCCGAUCCUCUGUGAUCUAGGAGAGGCCAGGAUCGGCUCGUCGCACCAGUACGAGGAGAUACAGCCAGAAGUAUACAAGGCGCCGGAAAUCCUUAUGCAGCUCGAUCGGUGGGAUCACAGCGUGGACAUCUGGAAUCUCGCAUGUGUCGUGUGGGACAUGAUAGAAGUGGACCACCUUUUUGAUGGAUACGAUGACGAAGGAUACCACAACAAUGGCGUUCACAUGCGAGAGAUGGUGAAUCUGCUCGGCCGCCCUCCACGGGAUUUUCUGAGUCGAAGUCCACACACCUGGAGGCUCUUCGAUCAAGAGGGGAACUGGAAAGGCAGGACGCCCCUUGCGCCUGUGUCUCUGGAAGCUCGAAUUCAGUCUCUGAGCGGCGACAGUAAAACUGGGUUUGCCGACUUCCUGAGUUCCAUGCUGUGUUGGCUGCCGGACGAUAGGAAGACUGCUGGGGCUCUUCUGCGCCAUCCUUGGCUUGAAGAAGCAUGA
Saxophila tyrrhenica is the source of this 1278-nucleotide messenger RNA. RefSeq lists its product as uncharacterized. Gene Ontology annotation, cellular component: nucleus; cytoplasm. Lineage: Eukaryota; Fungi; Ascomycota; Dothideomycetes; Mycosphaerellales; Extremaceae. Gene Ontology annotation, molecular function: ATP binding; protein serine/threonine kinase activity. The transcript has 5 exons. Gene Ontology annotation, biological process: regulation of mRNA processing; spliceosomal complex assembly; peptidyl-serine phosphorylation. The coding region runs from base 1 to 1278 and encodes 425 amino acids. The record is from RefSeq and is a predicted model, not a curated record.